UUUGUGGUGUAAAAUAUCUAACUAAUUAAUUAUAUUAGGCGUGAUAAUAAUGAUAAUAAUAAUUUUGAAAAAAGGAAGAAAAGGAAGGAGUGAUAUUUCGUGGAAGCUUCGGGCGCUCGUUCUCAGGUGUGACUUCCAUCCAUCCAUACAUCCAUCCCACAUGCCGGCCAUUCAACGCCAAUAGCCAGCCAGACAGCCAUCACUCACUGCUUCCAUUUUCUUCUUUCAUUCAUUCCUUCCUCUUAAUCAAUCACAGAUUCCAGAUUUAUUAUUCAUUCAUUCAUGUGAGGCAGAGUGGUGGAUUAGAUUCAACAAAAUAAACAACUGAUUUUGCUGCUGUAGCCUCCAAUCCUGGCUUACACAGUUGCAGAUGGGUUCUGUUUCUGCAGAGGUCAAGAUGGACACUGAUUUCGACGAGGAGACUCCUUUCAGUACUACACCCUCUGCUGCUAUUGCUGCUUCAUCAUCUUCUUCUUCUAAACAUCACACUUUUAAUUUCGAAACUGCAGUUAAUUUGCCCAAAUUCAACCAUUCACGAACAAGACGAAUCAGCAAGAGUAUAUAUAUUGUCUUAAUCAAAGCAAAGAUUAACUUGUUGCUACCAUUUGGUCCCUUGGCCAUCUUCCUACAUUAUACUACCACCGCAAAGCAUGUAUGGGUCUUCUUCUUCGCCUUAUUGGGUAUCGCUCCUUUGGCCGAACGUCUAGGUUAUGCUACCGAACAGCUUGCCUUCUACACUGGACCAACAGUUGGGGGUUUGCUUAAUGCCACGUUUGGCAAUGCAACUGAAAUGAUUAUAUCUAUUUAUGCAUUGAAAAGUGAUAUGAUUAGGGUUGUUCAGCAAUCUUUACUUGGUUCAAUCUUGUCAAAUAUGCUUCUAGUUCUAGGAUGUGCAUUCUUUACUGGUGGGAUUGUCCACUACAAAAAACUUCAGGUUUUCAAUAAGGCAGCUGCUGUUGUCAAUUCGGGGUUGCUGUUGAUGGCUGUAAUGGGAAUACUAUUUCCUGCUGUGCUUCACUUUACUCACUCAGAGGUUCAUCUUGGGAAGUCGGUCUUAUCUCUAUCAAGAUUUAGCAGCUGUAUAAUGCUACUGGCCUAUGCAAGCUACCUUUUCUUUCAACUUAGAAGUCAACAGAAUUUUUAUAGUCCAGUUGAUCAGGAAGGAGAUACAAGUGAAAAUUCUGACGAGGAGGAAGAACUUGAAUUAUCUCAAUGUGAAGCGAUAAUCUGGCUUGCUAUUUUGACAGCAUGGGUAUCGGUAUUGUCUGGAUAUCUUGUGGAUGCCAUAGAGGGAGCAUCUGAAUCGUUGAAUAUGUCAGUGGCUUUUAUUAGUGUCAUCUUGCUUCCAAUAGUAGGGAAUGCUGCAGAGCACGCAAGUGCUAUCAUGUUUGCCGUAAAGGACAAGCUAGAUAUCACAAUUGGAGUUGCAGUUGGAUCAUCAACACAGAUAUCUAUGUUUGUGAUCCCUUUCUGCGUGGUUGUUGGAUGGUGCAUGGGAAAAGAAAUGGACUUGAAUUUUCAACUCUUCGAGACUGCCACACUUUUUAUCACUGUGCUGGUAGUUGCAUUUAUGAUGCAGGAAGGAACCUCAAAUUAUUUUAAAGGCUUGAUGCUUAUUCUAUGCUAUCUUAUAGUUGCUGCCAGUUUUUUCGUACAUGUAGACCCAAAAAGUGGUGAUGACUAAAUAUAGUGCUUGCUUGGCAGCUGUCCAUGUUGCCUUUCUUUACUGGGAAAGCCGGAAAGUUAGUAAGCAGUUUGUUUGAAAGAUUUUCAAAAAAAAAAAUCUUCAGCCUGCAUUCAACAUGGGGUGGGAAAAGGGACAAUGCACUGUACUGGAAAUUUUCAGCGUUGUACUAUAUUGGAUUUUUGAAAGGAUUCUUUAAUCUGUAUUUUUUCUAUUUCCAUAGAUUUCAUUCAUUUUAUCAGGGUCCUUACUUUUUUUCUAACCAUAAUACACACCAAUGAUACACGCUUUAACA
This is a messenger RNA of Cicer arietinum (chickpea), 1979 nucleotides long. Its product is annotated as vacuolar cation/proton exchanger 2-like. The record is from RefSeq and is a predicted model, not a curated record. Gene Ontology annotation, biological process: intracellular calcium ion homeostasis; calcium ion transmembrane transport. Gene Ontology annotation, cellular component: plant-type vacuole membrane. Gene Ontology annotation, molecular function: calcium:proton antiporter activity. Lineage: Eukaryota; Viridiplantae; Streptophyta; Magnoliopsida; Fabales; Fabaceae.